CAAGACAAUGUCGAAGAGGAAGACCAACUUUUACAUAUAUUUUUUACCAUUACCAUGUAGUUGUAGGUGCAUGCGCUACGGCUACAUGUUGUUAUUGAUGUUUUUUAUCUUUAAUCUUUCAUCUUCCACUUUUUCUUCUAGUUCUACUUCAAUGCACAUUGAGUUUGAAUGUUCAUUGCCUCUUUGCCCUUACUUUAUGCAUCAUUCAUUAUGAUCAUCCUCAUCGUCAUCGACAUCCUCAAAAUCAAAAUCUAAAACAGUAGUUGUAGCACAAAGAGAAAAUCUAAAAACAAAACAUAUAAUUAUACCUGAUCCUCUCCAAAAUGGACGGCGAGAUGGAUUCGAAUUUCGCCCUUUGGGACGAAACCAAUGGCGAGAAAUGGGAAGGCGAUUUGAAUACUGGCGGAGGUGAGUUUUCAACCCACCAAUCGGGUGCGUUAGAGCUGUUAGCGCAACGAGGAGACGUCUUAUUCGGCAAUGAUGAUCUUAUCGAUCGUCAGGCUGAUUUCCUCGGCCAAGGCAAUACCUACGAGGGAACAGUUCUCAACGCGAAGCAACAGGACGAGUUCAUCAAGAAGUUCGCCUCCAAGUUAUUCGACACGCAAAUGCCACCAGAUCUGCGAGAAGAGGUACUGGAAUCUUCUUCAGUUAGAGCUAUAGGUAGAGGAUUUGUUCCACAUAUUCAUACUAUCCUGGAUAAUUACCAUUGAUUUUACUUUUAGUUUUACUUUUAGAUUUUUUAACUAAAAUUUACUUUUAGCUUUACGGCCUUGACCUUGUUGCCUAUACCUACCCUCUACCUCAGGUUCUUUCCAUUGCUAGGACAACAAACCCACCUUACAAUAUCCGCGAGACACGCUCGCUGGCUGCCUCAAUCAUCAAGCAGAUGGUUGAGGCAGACAAUGGAGGACUUCCAUUCAAGAAACCUGGCAAUAUAGCGGCGCUCCUCGACGCCAUGAAGAACAACACCCUAGAGGAUUCCCAUGCAACUGCUCUAUUGUACUAAGCUUUUCUUUCACUUUCCAAAGUGUAUAAGUACAACUACAACUGCUAGGACUAGACUAGAUGUAGAUGUAGAUGUAGAAUUGGGAUUCAAUUCAAACUACAAGUAUAAGAAACCUACUUCAUACUUCUUAAUCUUCCUUCCCUAUUUCAUUUCUAUCAUCCUGUCCCAUAACGAUAACAGGCAGCUGACUCCGCUCCUCGAACCUUUGAACAAGAAGUCCUCCGCUCACUCCGGUGCGAGAUCCAAGGACGCCGCAGCGAAGUUGUCCAUUUGCGUCGACACUCAUGAGGAGCGGCUCAGGAUUAAUCAACCUGAAAUCAACGCUAUGAAGCUGCAAGACCGACCGUUCACCAACAUCAUGAACACCUUCACUGUUUUCUUCCUAACGCUCUGGAAGUCGUUUCAUUUCCAGACGAUUGAGGAAGCAAUGAAGUGGUACUCUUUUCCCUUAGCCUUAUGCUUAUCUAAUCUAAAUUCUAAAUGUGAAUCACGACGGCGACACCAUGUUGCUGUGUAUCUGUAUCUGUAACUGUGUGGGUAUUUACAUUUAAUAUGAGUAUAGCUAUAGCUAAAGCUAUAGCAUACUAUCCCAUUCCGUAACUUAUCCGACGGCAAUUCCAAAUCCAUUGCUUCUGCAGGUGCGAAAUGAACCAGCGUUUGCUCAACAAGUUCUGUAUGGACGUGCCUCCCAACAUUAAGAACCAGAAGCAGCUGCAGAAGGAAAACAAGGCCCUCCGUCUUCUAGGAUGUUACUUGGUCAAGCAGAUCGCCACUCAUCGCGAUUUGCCGGACAAAUAUGCAGGAUUAAAAAGCGCCAUUGAAACAAAUAAACUUGGCAUGUUACGCCGCGCGGCGUUAGAGCCGCUUCUGCCAGGUACACCUAAAACUUUUAGUUUUCGUUUUUAUUUUUAGAAAAUGAAAAUACUCCAAUACAUCUUCUAGGUCUAGUCGUAGCUCUAUUUCUACUAGUAGAAGUAGUACGUAGUACAAGUUUAAGUACUGAGUUCAGAGUUGAAGCUGAAGAAUUUAGAUUUUUUAGAUCUACUUAUAGAUUUAGAUUUAGGUAUACAAUAUACUUAUACAUAUAGAUAUAGAUGUACGCACUGUCUACCACACCAAACGCAAACACAGUUUUUCUCGAAUGGGAAACACGUGCGUCCAGAGAAUGCGCGAUCAAGUUAAGUGGAGUUUCUAGCUGAGCGCCAUCUUUUUCCCCGAUAGGAAGCCCCUAGUAUAGGUCCCUCAGCUAUUUUCUAUAAGUAAAACUUACUCUCCGGUCAGGAUUACGAUUGAAAUUAGUUAGACUUAGAGACUGACUCCUCAACGUCAAUAACAAUUACAAUACUCCUUAACAGCAUAACAAUAUCAAUAGCAGCUCCUCCCCCUCACGCACCUCUAAAUUUCUGCUUGCGCGCCGUGAUGCAAGUCAUGUUGUACUUCGUUCACUUCAAGUCGCUGUCCACGAUUAUCGACAUGUUCAACGCUGGCCACAUGCACGCUCUGUCCGCUCGUAGAACAGCGAUCAAGAAGAAGACAGACAGUCUUCAGAAGCAGCUGCAACUACAAGAAGCGAAUCCUGAAGGCGAAGGCGGCAUCAACAUCAAGAGAGAGUCCGGCGGAAGCGACGGCAUGGUGCAUCCUCGUAACCUUCAAGACGAGCUCAGCAUGCCUACUCCCCGCGACAACAUGCUGUAUCCUGCCAAUACGCCGCCUGAUGACUCCUCUGCUGUACUGCAAGGAGCGGCUAAGCGCUACGCGCCAUCGCCUUCCGGUGUUGGUCCAGAAGCAAAACGUCAAGACUGUAAUCCGUCUCCGGAACGUCAGGCACAGCUGGACGCUGCAAUGAAGGCAGGAACCGCGCUGCAGAACGCAACAUGCACAACCAUGAAAGAAGCACAAAAGCUUCUGGGCACCAAGAAGGCGCAGAAGCACUUCGAGCAAACAACUCGUGAACUGCAAGGACAAGCUGACCUAGAGCCAGAAGAUGUUUACUUGCAGGGAUUGGACCGCCAGAAAGCCGCUGCCGAUGAAGAUCAAGAUGAAGACUCUGACGUUGAAGAAGAACCUGUAGCGCCACAGCUCUGCGAGGUCAAGAUGAUCGACGUUACCGAUGAGGUUGGGCAAGCGACGCAGCCACGGGUAAAGGUAGUACCCAUGCGAACGACAAACGAUCCUAUCAGAGUGGCCAACCACCAGGAGUUCAAUCUCAUCACACCAGAAGAAAUGGAUAAGAUUCUCCUUGAGCGAGAUCUUUUCACCGACAUCAAAAAUGGCACAGCAGCAGCUUCUACUACAACAACGACUACUACUACCACUACUUCGAACAAGAAGCAGAAGUGGAAUUACAGCAUGGGAGGUUCCCGCAACCAGGACUACCACUCCGCUGCAGUCCCGCACCUGAUCACCAUUGCGUCUGAAUCCGUCUACUAUCUCGUCGGCAGUGCUCUAGAUCUGGAUCCGUUUAAGAUGACUGCUUCCACCAUGAUGGCGAUGCAGGAAAGAAUGGAGAAAAACAGAAUCGCACUAGUAGAAGCGAAAGAGAAGAAAAAGCGCGAAGAUGAAGCAUCUGUAAGCUUCUCAACUUCAGGCGGUGAUGGUCCUAGUGCCGUGACACCUUCAGACCUAUUGUCCUCCAACUCGAAAGAAGAUGAAGUUGAUCUCUUCCUCCACAAAGCGUUGUCCGAUGAACGCCGAGCUAGUAGUGAAUCAGCCGCAACAGCUAACCGCAAAUCCAGCAUCAAGAUCAAGCAAGAACUUCUGUCCAGUAACAAAGACGCGUCUACUAGUCAGUGUCAGGCUGGUUUAGAAGAACAAGAAGAUGGGCCCAACGCUGAGUUUCCGUUUGGUGGUGCAGAUGAACCUGGAAUCGAUAGCACUCCUGGUCCGCUAAUCAGCUCACCGAAAGAGUACCAGGGACGCAUCUACAAGCCGGCCGCUUCUGUCGUCAGGAUGGCUAUCAUGGGCGCUGAUGAACUCCGCAAAGAAAACUACCAAAAGAUGAUGAAACUGGACAUCAAGAAAAACAAAGCAACUUCGUCCACAGUACUACUUUUGAUUUUCAUUUUGUUUUUGUGAUAAUUAUAAUUUAGAUUUUUUAGAUAAUUUAGAUUUUUCAGAUAACUAAUUAUAAUUUUAGUUUUAGUCUAUGUCUAAAUCUAAAACUUUUAGAAAAUCAAAAUAGAAAUGGAGUAGUACAAUUACGAGUGCGAGUAGUUGUGCUUGUACUUGUAGUUGUAGCACUAGUAGAUAUAGAUAUACUCAUAUGACAUAGAUAUAGAUAUGGUAUACCCACGCCUUUACAUAGCUACACCUUUACCUAUAGCUCUUGACUAUGAUAAUCCAACAUCCCAUAACAACACAGCAGGCCCCUUUGGCUUACCACCCGGAACGACAGUUGCUUACGGAUGAGCACCAUUCUGAAAUUCCCGCAGCUCUUGAAUAUCGUGACGCCGACGAGUGUCCCUACUACCUUCCAGUCCAGUUGCUUAAGGCCAAACCGCAAUCCUCCUCUCGUUCUCGUUCUGGUUCACGUUCUCGCUCUCCAGUAAUUAGAAAUAGAAUUGACCUUAAGCUCGCAACUUAAUGCUGAUUACUUUUACUAUACUUUUGCCGAUGUGCGUGUGCAUGUAGUUGUAGGAGCAUCCCCUUCCCCUUCCCUAACGCCUUCUAAUAUUCGCAGCAGGGUCAUUGGCGGGUUCAAAAUUGAUUUAUCUCUCGCCGAGUGGAUGCCAUUUAUCAUGGGAUUUGAGGCCGCCGAAACCUGUCGUCCGCUACUCUAUGUACUACCUCUUUCUCUCGUUGUACUACCUACAGCUACUAGCUCGUGUUGAUGUUGGUGUUCGUGUUGGUGUUGGCAACACCAUGACAUUGACAUAGACGUGUCGACUUAGAUUCUAAAUGAGUAGCUUCUAACUUUCUCUCUCUCAAGUAGAACUAGAAGCACCACUACGCACUAUGAGUAUGGCGAUGGCCUAUGACUAUAAGUAUGAUGUUGUUCUAGUUCUAGAUGAUCUUAACUUUUCUUCGACUCUUCUAUUUCUUGUCCUUCCUCUUCCCUUUCAGAUUCGGCACGGCACGAUCAACCGUAUCGUCGCCGCAAAAAUUCAUCCCAACGUCGAGAUUGGAUUUCCUGAACAAGAAUCCUUACUGGAGGCUGCUCGCAACUUGGCCGCUUUUUCCAGAUCCCUCACCAGUUGGCCAUUGGAAACGUGUACCAAAUUCCCGAACUCUUGUCUCGACCUUAAGAGCUUGAAGAGUUUCAAAUUAGAGAUAAAGAGAAGGACGAAGUUAAUGUUAAAAAGUAGGAAAGCUACUACUUCUGUUGCGCCUCUCAAUCUCAAUCCUCAAGCUCAGCCUCAAGCUCAAUGUCAAACAUAAUCUAAAACUUUUUCUCUUGCUCUUCUAAUUCUCGCUUCGCACUGAAAUGGGGCGUGCUCGCGGGUGGUUUACCGUUAACACGUGCAGUCUUAACGCAGCGGGAGAUUGUCGAUUAUUUCUUAACUUCCGACGAGUUGAAAUCUGACCUGCGUCAGCCGUUUGCCUGUCUUGAUCAGCUGAGUUUGACGGCGAAAAAGGACCCCCUUGACUGGCAGAUCUUGGACUGGUUCAAGCAGUGCGGACAGCUGAAAAUCGAAGAGCUCGCGCAACAUUAUAGAAAGGGUAAUACUGAUAUCUGAUGACGAUCCUGAUCGUGAUCGUGAUUGUGAAAUCUAAAAAAUCUAAAGACUUAACUUGAUCUACUUCUACUUAGACAUGUGCAAGUACUUGUACUUCUAGAACUACAAGUAUCUACUAUCACACUGCUAGUGCUACCUCUUGCUCUUCUGCGAUCAUACUAAUCGUAAUCUUAAUCAUCAGACGCAGCCGCGAAGAAGCUAAAAGGCAAGGCUGCUAAAAUCGUGGCAGCUCGAGACAUCACGAUUAUCCGCCUGGAUGCAGCCACUACACUAUCGAAAGGAAUCAUCGCCAUGGCUAACGCCACUGCUAAGAGUACUGCCGCCGACUACAACUUUCCGGGCCAGGUCGCGGACAGCGUGAGAAAAGUGCAGAACUUAAAGGAAGAAAUUACACGAUCAACAUCGCCUUAUCGUGGACAGUUAUGAAUCACCCAGUCUCAAACACAAAUCGACUCGAAAGUCCUAAAGUCUAAAUGUCACUUGGCUUGUGCUUGUAGUUGUACUUGUAGACGUACUAGUCCUUGUAGUAGACAGUAAGAAGUAGCUCUACUAGUACGAGUUAUCAUUGUCAUUUAUAGUUACAUUACUAACUAAGUCUAAGUGUAUCUGUGACUGUGUGUAUAAGUAUAACUAUAACUAUAAGUAUAUGUAUAAGUAUAAGUAUACGAUCUAAAUGUUUAAGUUGUCCUUGUCAUCACGAUCACCUUCUAAUUUUGGUUCUGGCGGAAGUGGACGCAAAUGAAAAUUAUGGCAUUCACACGCAGCGCGUGUCUCACACCCCACAAAUGCUUCUACCUCUACAUACUCAUACUCAUCCGCUGCACUACUCCUAGUUCUCGCGCUAUAGUAACCGCAAUGCAGUUUCCAAUUGUCUACAUCGAUACUCCUGCAGAUGGGAGUACGAGUAAUGGCGCUAUAGCCUAUGAGUAUGUGUAUGAGACGCUACUAGUAAAUACUUUCCCACUCUCUAACGAUUAACGAUGCACAACUACAGAAAGAUCAACUUCGAGUAUCUGGCGGGAGGAAUUGAGAAAAUGGAGGCGUUGCGAAAGGAGGUGGCCCAGAUUGUCCCGAUCCAAGGAAUCAUGGGAGGACAGAGACUGGCCAACAAUAACAGUUUAUGGCUUGUGGUUGUGUGGGUGUGCUAGAUGUAUUCGAAACUUUGACUUGUACUAAGUACGACUCCUGAUGAUGUAACAGACACAAACUCUGAAAUACUAGGACAAGAACAAGUCCUAAAAGGACUACUUCAACUUGAACUACUACAAAGUAUAGUAUCCCACUGACUCUGACACGCCUUUCCAUAAAACGUCCUGCUAUCCCCACCUUCAUUAUGCCUCACGCGACUUCGCCACCUGUAUCCGAAUUUCGAUUAUGGCCACCAGCGCCACCAGUUCCAGUUAAAUCCUCAGUAUCAGUUUCAGUUCCAGUGCAGCUGCAGACGCAGUCCAGUUGAACUGUGACCAGUUCCAGUUGCAGUUCCAGUUCUAGUUCAGUUCCAGUUCUUCCAGUUGAACAAUUAUAAUUAGUUUUUUUAGAUUUCCAAAUAUAAUCAAGAAAAUGGAAAUCUAAAUUCUAAAAAUAAAAUCAAGUUUCCACUUAUUUCUACUGCAGGGCCUAUACAGCUUCCACUUCCUCACCUUUCUAACUUCCGAUUUCCUUACAUCAAACUGCAACAACGGCUCAGGGACAAAUGAAUCAGCGAUCCCACUUCGCGAAACACGUAGCGGAACAGCGCAACAACAUCCUGGACGGCACCGCAAUUCAGUCUGCAGCUCCGGGUGAGGUAUGCACCCCACCAGCGCAAGGUGGCAAGGCGCCGGGCGAGGAAGGCUCCUCGCCAGAAGAGGAGGCCGAUGACCUCUACUAA
Molecule: messenger RNA, 7552 nt
Organism: Amoebophrya sp. A25
Lineage: Eukaryota; Dinophyceae; Syndiniales; Amoebophryaceae
Source: the annotation of a GenBank genome assembly